Botrytis byssoidea is the source of this 2393-nucleotide messenger RNA. RefSeq lists its product as uncharacterized. Gene Ontology annotation, cellular component: methionine adenosyltransferase complex. Gene Ontology annotation, molecular function: methionine adenosyltransferase regulator activity. The coding region runs from base 270 to 1217 and encodes 315 amino acids. NCBI's taxonomy places the organism in Eukaryota, Fungi, Ascomycota, Leotiomycetes, Helotiales, Sclerotiniaceae. Gene Ontology annotation, biological process: S-adenosylmethionine biosynthetic process. The transcript is spliced from 3 exons. The record is from RefSeq and is a predicted model, not a curated record.
AUUGUGUCAACACCAUAUGAAGAGAAUAUCAUCAUUUGGAGUGCAUCAUAACAGAUAAUUCCACGUGUAAGUCUAGUCUAUCAUUGUUGUAGAUACGCUUUCGACCAGGCCAUAUGCGAAUUCCCCAUCGAUGAUGUAAAUGUGCUUGUUAUGUUCAGCAUACCCAGCAAAUCAGGAAGGUCGAAGAACAAGCACAAGAACAAGAACUUUGUUAACUCAACCCACUACCCUCCAUCUCGAUAUAUCACAACCACAUCUAUAUAUUCAUCAUGACGAAGACCGCACUCAUCACAGGCGCGACUGGUUUACUUGGCAGACAAGUUCUAAAAGUAUUUGAUCGAGAAAAUUGGAAUACAGUUGGCACCGGAUUCUCACGCGCAAAGCCUCCUACCAUUCUCAAGGUAGAUUUGGCUUCCGAGUCUGAAGUAUCAAAGGCGUUGAAUGAAUCCAAACCUCAAGUCGUAAUUCAUUGUGCAGCGAAUAGAUUCCCAGACAAGUGCGACAGCGAUCCUGAAGGAACACGCGCUCUCAAUAUCGCAGCUUCUGCUUCAUUGGCAAAACUCUGCGCAGAACAAUCCAUCCUCCUUAUCUACAUUUCGACCGAUUAUGUUUUCCCCGGCACCGAAGGUGAUGCUCCUUACGAGACAAGCCACACCGUAAACCCCCCGAAUCUAUAUGGAGAAACAAAAUAUGAGGGCGAGAAAGCCGUAUUGGCGGAAUAUGAGAAAGCAGGCAAGUCCGGUCUAGGCGUGGUCUUGAGAGUUCCUGUACUCUACGGUGAAGGCGAACCUGAAGAAAGUGCAGUUGGUGUACUUGUCAAGUCGGUCUGGAAAGCCCAAGAAAAAGAUGCCAAUAUCAAAAUGGAUCAUUGGGCCCUGCGCUAUCCUACCAAUACAGAAGAUGUAGGCCGAGUUCUGUCAGAGAUCGCAACCAAAUAUCUUGAAAGUAAAGACCCAUCAUCUUUACCACGAGUCUUGCAAUUUUCUUCAGAGGACAAAUUCACAAAGUAUGAGAUCUGUCAACUCUUUGCGGAGAUUUUGGGCUUGCCGCUGGAUGGCAUGGUGGCAAAUACAGAGGGAAAUGAUCCAAAUGCUAGUGUGCAGAGACCUUAUGAUUGCCAUUUGUCUACAAAGGUAUUGAAGGAUCUGGGAAUCAAUGUUGCUACGAUGGAUUUCACCGGAUUUUGGCGGAGGGAGAUGAAUGCUUUCAGGAAGUAGGGAAGCAUCAGGCUGGUAUACAAAGGCAGUAGCUGAAUAUUCUCCCAUAUACGACAAUAGUAGUGUUCUCUCACCCAGAAUUACGUUAUUGCGUUAUUGGCCAAAUCUGUAUCCCAAUGGAAGAUCUAGGAGCAACAUAUCGUGUUCCAAGACUGGAAGUUCUUAGCUGUUCAGUGUACUUCAAUGGCUAUCAUUGGCAAAGCGAUCUCAGAUUUUUCGAGUCUUUCCUAUUUUCUUUCCACUUUUUAGACUGCGUUAUGUAAUGUCUUUCGAACUGAGAGCUCGAUUCUAGUAGCUAUGAAGAAGUCAGGCUGAUUCAAAGGUUUGAGUGCUUUCGUAUAAUCCAAUGAAUUAUCUAUACCAAGGAAGAAAACCAAUGGCAUCGUGAGCUAGUGUUCAUAGUAGUACUUGCGGUCAGAAAUUCCGGGAAGUGUUCUUCUUGUUAAUUUGCAGUAACAGCCGUGGUUCUGAUGUACUCGCGGAAAGUCGCUAUGGGAUACCUCAUCAUCAACCAUUUGAGAUAGCUUGUUGCUCCGGUACUGAAUUGCAGAGAUGCAUUCUUAAUUUUUUGGAUUCUCAUGAUGUUCUCAUCCAAAACGGAUUAUGGGGUUGACACAAGUGAGGGGACUUCCGGGACGAGAGAUGGAAAAAGCUUUGAGGCAGAGUAGGGCAUAUGUGACGGGGGUCAACAGCCGAUCAAUUUGAUCCACCACAGAUACCUCGACUUGCACACAUAUCGGUUUUCAUGUCAAAUUCCUUCUUGUCCUCCGGCGUGCACGUAACUACAUUUAGAACAUAUCAUUUAGAUCGGUCGACAUCGGGUUCCAAAUCUUUUCUUACGUAUAACGAGAACCUCCGAUAGAGAUAUCCAGUCUCCUCCGCAUUCUUUGCAACAUACAGGAUUGGUCCGUCCUCUUGCGGUAGCAAUUCUCCUCCGAGCUUGCUAGAUAAAAACAGGGUUGAUCUUCCUUGUUCUUAGAUGUCAUGUCGUUAAGCAUCAAGGAAAUGACGGCAUAUGAGAGAAGCUUUGUUUUUUGAUGGUAUAUGCCACGUUGUGCCCUUGCAAAAAGCACCUGAGACCCCAUUCCUUCUAUGUUUUGAGAAGCUGUGAUGAUCGACCCUUGCCCUCUCUUUACCAAAAUUGAACAUUUGAUCUAGAGAUCAGAGACAAAUAUC